AUGGCGAACGAUAACACCCAAAUGCCACUGGCGGAUUUAUUGGAACAAUUGGCCAUUAGAGAGCGCCAGUUGGAACAAUUACAGCAAGCUUAUGUGCAACUCCAGGCUAGCAACAUCAAUGCAGCACAAGGACGGUUGUUUAAAACCGUAAACCACCUGGCAACGUUCACAGGAAUAGGGGAGAUUUCGAUAAAUUCAUUCUUCAGCAGCGUCGAGUAUCUACUCCAGUCAAUACAAGAUCCAGAGUUAAAACGAGAAGUCACCAGGACGAUAUUCUAUAGGACAAUCCAAGGACAAGCGAAGGAUGCAGUGAUCAACGUGCCGGAACCCGACAACUGGGAGUUAAUUAAAGCAACCCUAAAACUAAGAUACCGACCGGACACUGAACCACACCAAAUUUACAGGAGGAUCUGCGACCUAAGAGUAAACACGAUCAGUGAACUAGCCGUAGAAAUACAGAACAUAAAAUAUAAAACUGAUGAACUAAUAGUUCAUCAUAAAAAUGACAAUUUCAUAGAUUUAAGUAAUGUUGAAAGCUGGUUAGUAAACACGGUGAAAGAAGUGACACAAGGUACACUGCUAGAUAAAAUAUAUGAAGAAAAAGAAUUAGGAGCAAUAUUAAAAAUAAUGAUGUUACGCAGAUACGAGAACAGCUGUAUUAGAUAUCAAUAUAGAAAAGUCAGAACUAACAGAAAUAAUGCAGAGGCAGGGCCUAUCAACAAAAACCAGGGAAACAUUAAUCAAAACAGCCAACAACAAAAUUACAGAAACUUUAAUCAGAACAAUGCACAGCCAAAUGACCAAAUUAUACAACAAAACUAUAGGAAUUUUAAUCAGAACAAUGUACAACAGAACAAUCAGCAAUUUUCCAAUAACCAAAAUAAUAGGAACCAACAACAGAACUAUAGAUAUAACAACUCAGGGCAAUUUAGGCAAAAUAAUACACAGCCAAAUCUAAGAAGCAAUUCGGGACAAAGUAGACAAAAUCAAAACUAUCAGCAAUCAGGUUCACACCAAUCCAGACUGUAUAGACCAGGAAAUGCAGAACCAAUGGAAAUUGAUAAUUUAGAAGCCGACCAAAACAGGAACAAUGACAAUGACCAAUAUCAGGGUGACGACUACAACGACAACAACGAUUCAAACGAUCAGUACAGUCACCAUGCAGAGGUUAAUAAUACUGUUUUUUUUAUGAAGCAGCCUCGGAAUGCCUACCAUUAA
Molecule: messenger RNA, 1218 nt
Organism: Anastrepha ludens (Mexican fruit fly)
Lineage: Eukaryota; Metazoa; Arthropoda; Insecta; Diptera; Tephritidae
Product: GATA zinc finger domain-containing protein 14-like
Exons: 1
Coding region: 1-1218 (405 amino acids)
Biological process (GO): regulation of transcription by RNA polymerase II
Cellular component (GO): mediator complex
Molecular function (GO): transcription coactivator activity
Source: RefSeq, a predicted model, not a curated record